CCACAGAGGAAGCAGGAGUGGAUUUCAUGUGAAGAGACUAGAGCACACAUAGGAGGGUGCUUCCUGAAACAGAGCUACAGUGUAUGAAUCCACUGGACACAGGAGUUUCUGGCCCUUUGUUUACUCAGUGUCAUGGGUCAGCUGUUCUCUGGCACAUCUCAGAGUGAAGCCUUGUACUCCAGCUUCACUAGUUAUUUUCAGAAGUUUAAGGCAGAAAACAAAAUCAUUUCUCAGGGAAUCAUCACGUUAAUUGAGUUAUACCUGACACUAGGAGACCUUCAGCAGGCAAAGGAUGAAAUUGCUUCUGCAUUAAGAGAACUGACUAGUACCCCACUCAAUGUCGCUGUGAUAGGAGAAUCUGGAACAGGGAAGUCCAGUUUCAUCAAUGUCUUCAGGGGGGUUGGACAUGAAGAGAAAACUUCAGCUCCAAUUGGGGUGGUGGAGACAACCAUGAGUAGAACUCCAUACAGACACCCCAACAUUCCGAAUGUGGUUAUUUGGGACCUGCCUGGGAUUGGAACCACAAAUUUCCCACCAAAAGAUUAUCUGGAGAAAAUGAAAUUCUAUGAGUAUGACUUUUUCAUUAUUGUUUCGGCCACACGCUUUAGGAAAAAUGAUAUAGACCUUGCCAAAGCAAUCAGCAUAAUGAAGAAGGAUUUCUACUUCCUGAGAACCAAGGUGGACAUAGAUCUAGAAAAUGAAAAGCAAUGCAAAGACACUUUUAGCAGAGAAACCUUCCUGCAGCAUAUCCGAAGCCAUUGUGUGAAUAUGUUUAAGAAAAACAACCUUGAUGUGCCACCAAUCUUCCUGAUCUCAAACAGAAAUGUAUCUGACUAUGACUUCCCAAUCCUGAAGGUCACGCUGAAAAACAAACUUUCUACUAACACACAUCAGAACAUUAUGUUUUCUUUGUCUAAUACUACAGAGGCCACCAUUGAAAGAAAACACAACUCUAUACAGCAGUUCAUUUGGCUAGAAGCCUUCAAGGAUGGAGUUUUGAUGACUAAUCCUGUAGUGGACAUCCUCAAGGACAGUGAUGUAGAGAAGUUAAAGAUGAGUUUAAACAACUAUCGAGUUCUCUUUGGAGUGGAUGAUGCAACUCUAGAGUUCAUGGCGAAGGAUUCCCAAGUGUCUGUUGAACAACUGAGAAAAAUCAUUAAAUCCCCUUAUUUGUUAGAAACUAAGAAAAGAAAAACAUUAGAAGGAAUGCUUUUAAAAUACAUGGAGAGAUCUGCUUCAGCUAAUGGUGGACUCCUGAAAUCAGGACUUUACUUUCGGAAAACCUAUUACUUAGAACUUCUUUUCCUUGACACGGUGGCUGAAGAUGCCAAAGUUCUCCUCAGAGAGACACAUUCAAGAAAUUAGUUCAGACUAGUUUAGGCCAAGCAUGGAGAUGCACGCUUUAACCCCAGGUCUCCAUGCAGGAGGCAGAGGCAGGCAUAUGUCUUUGAGUUUGAAGCCACUCUAGUUAGUCUAUAUAGCAAAUUCCAGCUAGAGCCACAUGGUGAGACCCUCCCUCUAAAAACAAAGACAAUAAAAGAAAUUAUAGAAGUUCAAACUCAAGUCACCCACAGCCACUGACCGUAUCCAUGUUUAAUGGUUAACGCUAGAGUCAUUAACCAAUCUUCUAACUGCAUGAGAUACCUGAAGAUAAAGCUCCUGGGCCUGAAUUAUAACAGAAUCAUCUCACUAAUUCAUGCUCUCUCUCACUACCUCCAUUUCUGACUCAAAUACACACACACACACACACACACACACACACAGGCCCACAAAAAAAAACCAGGCACACACACAGAAAGAUGCACAAGCAAACACAGAGGGAUACACAGGCACUCACACACAGGCACACACACACACAAGUACAUGCACAUACAUUCUCCUGAACUUUACCUAUUCCUGUUGUCAAGUCUGUGUUAGAGAGUGACUAGCAUGGUUUACAAAUUCUCUCAACAGGAAAAACUUAAGGCCAAAGUAGAAAGAAACCAUAACCAGAGAUCAUAAAUUUGCUCAUGAAUAAAAAAUUGCUAAACUUCUGUCACAUGCUUGCUAAAGAACAUUUAUAAUUCUGUGACAGGACCACUGGAGAACUCUGAAUUACUGUCAUUACCUAUCUUGAUUAUGAUCAUAAAAAAACUGUUUUAAACCACACAUGGCACCAUAAAAUAUAGAAUAAAUUGCUGAUUAAAAAGAA
Molecule: messenger RNA, 2191 nt
Organism: Grammomys surdaster
Lineage: Eukaryota; Metazoa; Chordata; Mammalia; Rodentia; Muridae
Product: interferon-inducible GTPase 1-like
Exons: 2
Coding region: 133-1365 (410 amino acids)
Biological process (GO): cellular response to interferon-beta; defense response
Cellular component (GO): endoplasmic reticulum membrane
Molecular function (GO): GTPase activity; GTP binding
Source: RefSeq, a predicted model, not a curated record